CGCGCAGGUACCGUAUCAAUCAUUCUGACGUCACUUUAUGAUUGCAUCACCACCAAUCACUAUUCAUCAACAGAUUCUGUGUACCUAUUUCAUUCGUUUAAUAAUUAUUAUUCUACUAUUUCCUAAUCUCCAUUGACUCCAUUCAACAAUCAACAGUCAAAAUUACGAAACGCGAGUCAGAGGACCGACCGGAGCAGACCUUUAUGCGAUAGUCGUCCAAUUAUUGUCGAGAUUACCGAAAACUGUACGACGUACGUCAGUGUCGUCAGACAGGCAGUCAUUCCAUUCCGAACGUCGACGUCCCGCCCUUGACCAGUAAGUUGUAUACCUACGUCGUCCAUUAUACCGCAUCAGCGAUAUAGGUCCAAAUAGAUCCCGGCCAAUAGAUCUAAAUAUCCCGGCACAAUGGCUGAUAACAAAGGACAGAGCACAAAAAAGCCGACCGACUCCCAAAAGAAACUCCAAGAGUCUCAAGCUCAGGUUGAUGAGGUCGUUGGAAUUAUGAGAGUCAACGUUGAAAAGGUAUUAGAACGAGAUCAAAAAUUAUCAGAGUUAGACAAUCGUGCAGAUGUUUUGCAACAAGGUGCAUCUCAAUUUGAGCAACAUGCUACAAAACUUAAAAGGAAGAUGUGGUGGAAAAAUUUAAAGAUGAUGAUUCUAUUGGGAGUUAUUGUAGCAGUACUUUUGAUUCUUAUUGUCGGGUCAUUCUUUGGUUCCAAUUGAGUCAUACUGUUUAUGAACAGAAAAAAGCGGAAUUGUCAUUUUACAUCCUGAAAGCAUUAACUUAACAUUAUUAUUAUUAAUAUAAAUUGUGAUAAAUAAUAAAAUAAUGUGUCGCGGAAUUGCAUUUUUAAUAGAUUGCAAUAUUACAUUAUAUACAUAUUUGAAUUUUUUGUCUGUUGCUAGAAAUAUUUUAUUUAAUCUAAGAAAUUUAUUUAAUUUUUUAAUACUCAAAUAACUAUAAACAGAACUUUUUUUUGUUAUUCAUAAAACAUUCAACACUGUACAGUAAACUAAAUUCUAAUAUAUAAUCAUUAAUAAUUUUUAAUUUAUUCCUUUAUUAUUAUUGAUUAUUAUUACUUUUAAUUUAAUUUGAGGUUUUAAUUGGCUAUGGUAAUAAAAUAUUAUUGUAUUGAAUAUAAUAUUAUUUAAUGUAUUUUAUUUUAUUUUUUUAUAUCAAACAAAUUAUUUUUAUAAUGUAGGCUGAUUGAAUAUAAAAUAUAUUAUAUUUCUUGUAAAACUUGUCAACAACAUUUAUUUUUGUUACUAAUAACUUUAUAAUAUUUAUUGUUAAAAUGUUGAAAGCUUUAAGAAAUAUAUUAUGAAAACAUCAAUUAA
Molecule: messenger RNA, 1338 nt
Organism: Acyrthosiphon pisum (pea aphid)
Lineage: Eukaryota; Metazoa; Arthropoda; Insecta; Hemiptera; Aphididae
Product: vesicle-associated membrane protein-like
Exons: 6
Coding region: 406-723 (105 amino acids)
Biological process (GO): vesicle-mediated transport
Cellular component (GO): membrane
Source: RefSeq, a predicted model, not a curated record